AAAAGUACAACAGGCGGGGUUUCCCGUCGGACACGGAAGCCGAAGCCGCGGUGUUUUAAAAAGUUUGAACAAACUUUGCGACAACCUCAGAGGUUAUAUUUUUCGCAUAUGGCAAAUUCGGUCAACCUUUUGAAUGUAUUUACACGGAAAUGUCACUUUAGGUUAAACGUCCUAGCUGUUGUUUUAUAGUCUUCUCACGUUCUGAAUACUGAACCUUUUGCAGAGGUGCGUUUGGAUUACAUCCAGAAACUUCAGGUAGCGCUAGCAAAGAUUGGGCAGGCGUUGCAGGCGGUCUUCGUUGGUGCCAGUUAGCUAUUGUGACUAGGUAGGCUUAGUUUUAUGACUGUGUAGUACAAUUUCGACUUGUUUAGCUUUCUUAAGGCGCAUCUCAGAAAUGCCCCGUGUUGACAACGCUGGAGCGCCCGACGGUGGUGUCAGGUUGGCGACUGAGCCUUUAGCUCGAAGGCUAAUGUUUGCGCACGGGUUAGACAAGGAUGUAAGCAGCCAUGAACUUGAUCGAACAGACUUUCAGAGAGCUUCUCUCCACGAAACAUCUCAGCAAGGAAUGUCUAUGUCAAUUAAGUCAUCUCCACAGCAAAAAUACAAGGAUGACAGAAAGCAAUGGCCCGCCCGUAUACUAUCAAUACUCCUCUGCGUCAUCGUUGUGUCUGUCAUCGCGUUGUUUUUUGCCUUUAUCUAUGUUAUUUUAAAAGAGCUUAAAGCAGAAAAAAUAAUAAGAGAAGACGGAACAGAAGUCAGACUACUAGGGUUUUGGAGUUUGUUGAUGCUCUCCUCAUUGGCUGGGAUCUCCUGUUGCAGCUUCUCCUGGACGCUUACCUACUUUGACUCCUACGACCCCGGCACGUUUCCUCCAACCUCCCUGUCUUCCUCAAGAUUGAGGCGAAUGACUGGACACUCCUUCCAUAUGGGUUACAGUGUGGCUAUUCUCAAUGGCAUUGUUGCCGCAUUCACAGCCAUGUGGUGUCUCUCCUGAUGCCCAGGCAACGUCACUGCUUUAACCACAACCCUUGCUACGCCAGUGCAGUGAUUUGUAUAAAGUGCCUUCUAGCGGCUUAAGAAACCACAGUGUUUGUUUUAUUAAGUGCCUUUAGAAUGUAAUGUUGAAUGUUGUUGAACACUGAUCCUAUGAGAAUCACCUAUAUGUGUGUGAGUGUGUGUGUCAGAUAAUUCAUCCUGUGUACAAUAAUCAGGUUUUUUUAAAUGGAAAGUGUUCAUUUUUAGUUGUGUAGUUGCAAUGACAAGCCUGUACUUUGUUUAAGAAGUGACAUGCACAAUGAGAAGCUUAGGACUGAUUUCUCUCAAAUGAUGUUGUUGUGUUAGGAUGAAUAUAAUUAAGUGUAGUUUAAAAUGCUGUGUAAUUUGCAUUCUCAGUAUUUUCAUGUACUCCUUUGAUGUUUAAU
This is a messenger RNA of Alosa sapidissima (American shad), 1421 nucleotides long. RefSeq names its product ADP-ribosylation factor-like 6 interacting protein 6 (gene arl6ip6). NCBI's taxonomy places the organism in Eukaryota, Metazoa, Chordata, Actinopteri, Clupeiformes, Clupeidae. The record is from RefSeq and is a predicted model, not a curated record.